This is a messenger RNA of Coturnix japonica (Japanese quail), 3278 nucleotides long. RefSeq names its product ring finger protein 4 (gene RNF4). Lineage: Eukaryota; Metazoa; Chordata; Aves; Galliformes; Phasianidae. Gene Ontology annotation, cellular component: PML body. The record is from RefSeq and is a predicted model, not a curated record. Gene Ontology annotation, biological process: positive regulation of transcription by RNA polymerase II. Gene Ontology annotation, molecular function: transcription factor binding; zinc ion binding.
GGGAUGGAGGCGGGGCCGUGAUGGAUCCACCCCCGUGACGUGCGGCCGCCAUUCCCCGCACCGCCGGUGCAGCCAAUGGAGGGAGGGCGGGGGAGCGCCGCGCUGUGCCGUUACCGCUCCGACGGCGGAAGGUUUGGAAGAACGUCAUUCUAAGAUACUGAGAAAUCUGGACUUUUUAACAGUGUACUGCCUAAAGAAAUAUAAGGAAUUGAGAAUUGUAGCUUCCUUGCGUUUAAUUUUAUGGUAUUUAUACCUCUUAUUUUUUCUGUAACUCUGUAUCAAGAAACACCAUGAGUACAACUCCAAGAAAGCGCCGUGGAGGAUCAGCUAACUCUAGGCAAGCUCAGAAACGAAGCAGACUGAUAGCUUCUACCACAGAGAUGGCUUCAGAAGGAGAGCCAAUAGAACUGGAAGAAAGUGCUGGUGAAGAAGUAGUAGAUCUCACGUGUGAAUCUUCUGAUCCUGUAGUAGUUGAUCUAACUCACAAUGAUUCUGUUGUGAUCGUUGAAGAGAAUCGACAGCGGAGGAGAAAUCUCAGACUAAGAGGCCAGCGGCAGUCAGACAGCUGUGUGCUUAGUAGCGAUGAUGAAGAUGAAACGAGAGAUAAUGAUGUGUAUGUCACAGAUAAAGUGUCUCGAGAGCUGGGACCACUGGAGGAUGAAACUGCAAGCUCCAAGCCUUCUGGUACUGUUAGCUGCCCAAUUUGCAUGGAUGGCUACUCGGAGAUUGUGCAGAGUGGACGACUCAUUGUGUCAACCAAGUGCGGCCACGUCUUCUGUAGUCAGUGCCUCCGCGACUCUCUUAGGAACGCCAACUCCUGCCCAACCUGCAGGAAAAAACUCACUCAUAGACAAUACCAUCCGAUUUAUAUAUGAGUACUUACGUUUCUCAGGACAGAUUCAACUGGAUUUUGGGGAAUAAUGUCAUGUUUUCAAUGCUCUGAAGAUUUGAGGAGCUGCAGGUUGUGCACACGUCCAAAUAAAACUGAUUUUUUUGAGAAUAACUCAAGGAAAUAACUUUCCUUCUACUUUUUUAAUGCGUGAAUAAGAGGGGUUUGAAUAUUUUGUUAUUUCUUCUUCUUGAGAUUAUUCCCACCAUCGCGUACCGAUAUGGGAUAGUUACCUUCCAAAGUACAGAUGAACAGUUUGCCGUUCCAUUGCGCUUUGAUUUUUCUCCUAACAGAUGCUCGUUGUGUAUUUCUGCUAAAUCGCCUUUGCCCGAGUAGAAUAAGUUCUGUAAGAAUGGAUCGUUUCAUCAUUAACUGAAUUGUCAUCUGGGGGCAACGCAGUCAAUUAACCUGCUGUUAACCAGCAGUCAGGUGGGUUUUUAAGCAGACAGCUUGAAGGUGUAGAUGUUGUUAUGGACUCCAUGAGAUCUGUGGCCCAGUCAGCAGCGCGUGCACCGUGAGGAGACCGCCGGGGAUUCCUGUGUGUGAACCACAACGCUGCGUUUGGUUUCCAAUGUGAUGAGAUGCUCUCCUGGGUUUACUGCAGUCCUAUGGAGCUCUGUGGCUGAGGAGCAGGUAGUGUCCUCUAAGCUUCCUAGUGAUGAAUGAGAAGCAAAUUGUAUGCUUUGCUCUCGGCAGCUGAAUACCAAACUACCCAGGUAGAUCUUCUUACUGUAUCGAGUGUACCCAAUGCAAUGCUUCACAUUCACUGCGCUCACUUUGUUGCUCUCUUCAGUUGCUGUACUGACACACCUGACUGGUUUUAGCCUGAUGCGUAGGAUUAACAUUUAAAUAAUUGUAAUGCUACAAAUUGAGAGGGACGAAUAACUUUAUUGAAUCUCCUUGCUUUAAAGGCCGUGCAUCCUUUGUGGGUGUGAUGCUGAGAGACGUCAGGAGCCUGUCCUGGGGGGAGCUCUGUGUUUAACAGGGCAGGAAGGCGCAGGUUUGGGCACUAUUGUCUGGUCACAUCUUUUUUUGUUCCAGAGCAGAGUUAAAAAUGUCUGCCUUAAACCAGCGGAAAUCUGCAGGCUGAUGUUGGAUUCCAGAUGAGCAAACAGGAUAAUAACUGAGAUCAUUAAAAUCGGUGUGGUGUGCUCCACGUGUGCUGUAGCUGCAUCUGAGAAGGCUGAAGUUUGGUAUGUAAAAUAAAUCCCAAGUGAGACUGUCAGGUACCCGAAGUGUUGAUUAUAAGAAACCUUAGCAGUAGUACUGUGGGCUCUGGGCACCAUGUGGCUGUAGAUGCAUUCAGUUAGCAAUGGCUCUGAUGCUUCUUUGCUGACUUGUCCUAGGGAUCGGUAGGAAGCCUUUAAUUAAAGCAGCUCUUUUAAUUAGCCAUCUCAAGUUCUCGAUUGAAGAUUGCAUCCCAAGAGCCACGUUUCUUAUUAGGAUGUUGAGGGGCGUUACUGGGUGUAAUAAAGCAUCCCAAACUGCUUGGUAAAGGCCAGCUGCACAACAGCAAUACCUUCCUAUGUGUUCUGGGGAAGCUUGGCUUUGGUUCUGUUACCAGCACAAUGCAGGUCCUGCACUGUGGCAAUACUGUAAUACCAGGAAGUUACACAUCUCUCCUUCCUAUGGACCCAAAAGUGAAGGAACACAGCAGCCUUAUAGGGUGGGUAGCACAGCGAGGGCUGGAAGUUCUGCUCCAAAAAAGUUGAAAUGAUGCAACAGUCCUAAAGGUGACUUAAAAUAUGAAUGAAGAGAAGAAGCAGCCCAACAUUAAACUGUGAAAAUAUUUAAAGGUCGUGAAGGGGGAAGAAUUUGAGGGCAGUUUUCACUGGGUGGCUGCUGCGUCAGGAGGGUGGUACCGAGGGGAUGUAAUGGAUCACCUCCAGCUGGGGCUGCAUCACAUCCACGUGGCUGCCAUAGUUACAAGCUGGAGCCUGACGUGACUUUGCACAGCUCCCUCCGUGUAAAUACCACUGAACAGUUUGUGCUUCGGUAGCCCUGAUUGGAACCUAGAAACCCAAACAGUGAAAUAUUUAACAAGAAGGGGUUUUUUUUAGCUUCUGUGUACCCCGUGAAGUGCCACAGGUCUGUGCUUCUUAAACUUUGAGUUCUCAGUAUGUGGACAAAUGCUAACUUGCAUUUUCCUUGUUUAGUUAAAAGGAAAAGGAAACCCCGAUAUAUUUGCGUUCCGGUGAUGUUUCACGUUGGCAAGAGCCAAUAGAUAAUAUAAAGACUUUUUCCAUUCUGUAAAUGUAUGUCUCGUUGUAUAUAGUUCAAUUUCUCCUGUAUUUAAUUGUAUUCAUGUCUGUAUGUCACAUCUAUGUUGGACUCUGCUGGUAAACAAACAGCUCUUUCAACAGGUGGAAAUAAAAACGAAUUUGCUCAA